Aegilops tauschii subsp. strangulata is the source of this 1495-nucleotide messenger RNA. RefSeq names its product leucine-rich repeat receptor protein kinase HPCA1. Gene Ontology annotation, biological process: protein phosphorylation. The record is from RefSeq and is a predicted model, not a curated record. Gene Ontology annotation, molecular function: protein kinase activity; ATP binding. NCBI's taxonomy places the organism in Eukaryota, Viridiplantae, Streptophyta, Magnoliopsida, Poales, Poaceae.
UUGGCCUGCCUCUGGCCUAGCUGCUCUGUUCGUCCUCUGAUUGCGCACCAGCUACUGGUAGCUGCCCCAAUUGCAUCCAUCCCUCGCAUCGUGCUCUGCUCUUUAAAACACCCAGCCCGGCCGUCGUCCAGCUUCCGUACGUUCCUUGCUCCGAUCGGGCGGCUCGAGGAGUGAUCCGUCCGGAGCUGACCGUGCUCCGUCGCCGCAUUGAUGAAUGCCGAAGCUAUAGCGGCUCCCCGUCGUCGCUCUUCCCAGGGAUGCCACGGUCGCCCGGAUCAUGGCAUUGCCAACCGCGGUCGUAGCCGGCGUUGCCGCGUCCGUCGCCCUGCUGGUGCUGCUGGCGGUCGCCGCCGCGCUCUGCUGGUGGCGCCGUAGCCGGACCUCCGACACCGCCUCCGACGAAACUCCUCCCACGCUAGCGGAGUGGGGCAGGUGCGGCCGGACGUCGUCGGCGCCGGACUACCAGGGCGCCAGGCGGUUCACGCUGGAGGAGAUGUCCCACGCCACCAAGAACUUCAGCGACGCCAACCUCGUCGGCGCCGGCACCUUCGGCAAGGUCUACAUGGGCCUCCUGCUCGACGGCACCGUCGUCGCCAUCAAGCGCCGCGUCGGCGCGCCACGGCAAGACUUCGUCGACGAGGUGAGGAGGCAGUCGGAGAUCUGGCACCGGAACGUGGUGACCCUCAUCGGCUACUGCCAGGACGGGGGUCUGCAGAUGCUCGUCUUCGAGCACCUGCCCAACGGCAGCGUCUGCGGCCAUCUAUACGAUACCGGCAAAGAGUCCAUGACAAGGCUGGAGUUCAAGCAGAGGCUCUCGAUCGCCAUCGGAGCGGCCAAAGGUCUUGACCAUCUGCACAGCCUCGCGCCACCAUUGAUCCACAAGGGCUUCAAGACGAGCAACGUGCUGGUGGACGAGAACUUCAUCGCCAAGGUGUCCGACGCCGGAGUCGACCGGCUGCUCAGAGGGCUUGAGGACCCCGGCUCGCCGCUGAACGGGUUCCGUUCCGGCAUCUACCAGGAUCCAGAGGCACAUUCCUUGGCACAGCUCUCUGCGAGCAGCGACGUGUACAGCUUUGGGGUUUUCCUUCUGGAGCUCAUCACCGGCAGGGAGGCCGCCAGCUUGGUUUCUCCGGAAUCAACCGAAUCUCUCGCUCAUUGGCUAGAGGCGUCAGGAGACGAGGUGGCGGACCCGAGGCUCGGCGGCAGCUUCACCUCGGAGGGCAUGAAGGAGCUGGUCGGGCUGACAAUGCAGUGCCUGAGCCCGUCAGCGGUGAGGAGGCGGCCCAAGAUGCGGCUGGUCGCGGCGGAGCUCGACCGCAUCCUGGAGAAGGAGAUGACCCUGACGACCGUCAUGGGCGAUGGCACUGCCAUCAUCACCCUCGGGAGCCAGCUCUUCACGUCAUGAUCAUCCGAUAUUUGUUGCCACGGUCCAUAUUUUCUUGUUUCGCGGUUGCUAAACUUUAGUUGCCUGAAAAUGAAUUGUGCGCCUGUCCAA